AGAGUCAACAAAUACCUUGAAGCCGUGGACAAAGCCCCUACAGACCCCAACGCAGCAGGAAGCCGCCUCUUCCUAAUAGCCUAUACUGCAGCAAAAAUGUAUUUACCUCCAUACCAGUUUCCGACUCUAUGCAAGGUCAUAUCCGAAAUGGGGGUGGAUAUAGGGAAGAGACACCAUACUCGAGAGGGUUUCGUUAGAAUGACCUCUUUUAUCGCCAAUAAUAUGAGACAAACGCUGAUUAAUUACAUCAGAGUGAACCAGUCUCCAUUUUCGUUGCUGGCUGACACCACUACGGAUCCCGAUAGCAAGCAAGUAUUGCUUCUCUUCGUCCGCUUUCCCGAUCGGAUAUCGCUGCAUCCAACGACACACUUCCUCGAAGCGAUAGAACUAAAGGAGUCAGAAACUGCUCAAUACCUUUUUGACGUAAUCUAUUCGUAUUUCGAACGCUCAGGAUUGCUUAACGAGUAUACAUGGAAUCUUGUAGCAGUGGCAACUGAUGGGGCCAGUGUAAUGAGUGGUUCGGUAGGAGGACUUCGCGGCUUACUCAAUCGAAAUGUGUCACAGUCACGCAAGGAUAGUAUGAUGAGCCGAGGUGCUACACGUGCUGAGUUAGACGCUGUCCCCGAAGAGCCAGUGAUCUGGAUACAUUGCAUGGCUCACAAGAUUGAGCUCGCGUUGAAAGACGCAUUUACUGGUGGAGGAGAUCAGAAUCUCGCACAAUGGAGGAAGUUCGCAACGAUGUUUCUCAACAAGCUUCGAGUUUUUUUCACAGCUCCUUCACGACGACGAGUGCUACUCGCAGCGCACAGUACCAUGUCCACGGAGCACUUCAUCAACCUGAAACGGGUUAUUACCGUACGCUGGGCUUCAUCAGAAGAAGUUGCCAUACGCAGUUUCUUGAGAAUGUACAAGUAUGUUUGGGUGGCUCUACAGGAAAUAUUCCUAUCCGGUAAUUUUGCUCGAAAAGAUCGUCUAAAAGCAGCAGCGUUCCUGCACGUGAUAAAGUCCUUGAAGUUCUAUAGAUACAUGGUUUUCCAGCUUAUAGUCUUGGAAGGCAUUGCGAGACUGUCGAAAGACGCGCAGAAUGAAGCAUAUACUAUAUGGAGAGCUCGAAGGGACGUUGAUGAGUUACUCAACAACUUGGUUACGGUUGCUCACUCUCCUCACACUAACGAAAAUACGCUGCCAUUUAUUGAAGCCGUAUCUUGGAGAUACGCCUCUUCGAUAGGGGAAUGGCGGAGUGCUAGUUUGGCGUCCGGAAGAAGAUGGUUUUGGGAUGGAUGGCAAUACUCCGGAGAAGCAACUGAGCGUAUUAGGUAUAGAUUAGGAGACGAGGCACUCGCGCUGGAAUUCAACAUGGAAGCCGAAGUACAGCGAGGACGAGAGCAACAGCGAGAGCGCGACCUAGAAGAACAGCGCAUAGCAGAAAUUACUAGAAUGCUUCGAGACGAACGAGCUAGUCUGAUACAAUAUCUCUCCAAUCCUACGGAAGCUGAGGAUUUCGACGAAGACGACUCUAGAAGAUCCAUUGGUGAUCUUCAAGUUGCCGAAGAAUUCAAAGCUGCUCAGUUUACCAACAUGGAUUUAGAAAAAAGGAAUAAAUUGGUGGAUGAUGUAGCUGAGGCUCUGAGGUCGCGCUUA
This is a messenger RNA of Cylicostephanus goldi, 1641 nucleotides long. The record is from the annotation of a GenBank genome assembly. Lineage: Eukaryota; Metazoa; Nematoda; Chromadorea; Rhabditida; Strongylidae.